AUGCCUCUAGACAGGACCCUGUUCAUCAAGGUCUACUUGAAUCGAUUGGUCAACUCUCUCGUACCGUCAGACUUUGGCGCCGAGUAUAGCAACAGUCUUGUCAACGACCUCAUGCUUCAACUUCUGCAGACUUCUCCAGAUCCGAAUUUGAACAUCUACCAGACACUUGACGAGAUCAAGACGGUGUUAUUGACGCAGAAUAGAAGUAGUGACUGGCUCAGAUUGCGUGAAAUCGUCGAUCUUAUUGCUAAAGAAAAGUCUAUGGACAGAGUAUGUGCAUACUUAGUGUUUCUCUGUGAGUUUGCACAAGAUACCAAGUCUAAGCGGUCAGGAUUUGCAGCUUCAGAAUCUUUAAACCGGGCUUCCGGUCCAUUCAGUCAAUCUGCUGGCACAUUCAACCAAUCUGCAAGUGCGUUCGAUCAGUCCCCUGGCCCAUUUAAUAAAACAAUGAGCUCUCCAUCUCAACUGUUCCUCCCGACCCAAACUUCUCCAGAUGUUACCAGACAUAACCAGCCAAUGUCUAGACUCAUCGAUCCAUACUCUCACUCUCUUCUGGAGGCGCAAAUCAUUGCAAGUCUCGAACACUCGUUGCUCGGCCACGAUACGAAGUUUCUUGCGUACCUGAAGACAGAGGAGGCCAUUGAUAUUCCACCGACUAUUGACAAUUCCGAUGCGCGCAUACUUUGCAAUAUUCUAGAACCCGGCUUGAUCUUUCGCCUGCUCUCCAAGUUUUCUGAUGAGUCUAAAGGUGCUACUGCUUCUCCCAUUAAAGUGUCCUUUUAUCGAUGUGUUGAGUCCGUGCUCAAUAACUACGUUGCAUUUAUCACUCAACUUUUCCAGUCGAAGCCGACCUCUCUCAUUGCCAUAUACAACAGUCUCGCAGACCAGACACAGAUACUCCGACUCGUGCGUUUUUUUCUGAACCAGUGCUCGAGUCUAGAUGGUUAUGAUUUUUUAGUGAAGGUUCACAAGGUUUCCAAGUUCGGCGACCCGCGUGUCCAGAAGCUAGCCUCCGAUAUCUUCAACACCAUUGUUGCUCCAUAUUAUGAGUACAUCGAGCAGUGGAUUAUUCGUGGUGAACUUAUCGAUGAACAUAGCGACUUCUUCGUCUCGUUCAACGCCGAGGAGAACCACAUCAAUGACAUUGUAAAGUAUAAUGCAAGAAAACUUCCUAAUUUCUUGAAAGCAGAACCUGCCAUGUUUGUCAAGGUGCUCCAGAUCGGCAAGACCUUAAUAUUCCUUUCAAAGUUCUGUAAAGAACUCGAUUGGGUCAACAGCUACUCUGUCCGCUAUUCGCAGCACAUUUUUCAGGCCAAUCGUGGCCUUGUAUUAAUGUCUCCGGAUAAAAUUCACAAUCUCAUAAACGCUCAGUACCAUGAGGUAUUGAACUACUUCGUUGUGGUGAUACAAGGGAAAUACCUGCUCUUUCUGCAUCUUCUCAACUUGAAGAGCAUCAUGUUGAUGAGCAAUGGUGAUUUUGUUGAGGUCAUCAAUAGCAAAGGUGCGGAGAUUUUUGGUGAGCCUGCCAUGUACUUGACAUCAGGACGUCUUUCGGAUUUACUAACUCUGUCUAUUGAAGCGUCCACCAUCAGAACGUACCCCUCCAACUAUUUGAAUCGCAUCGAUGCCAGGAUUCUCGACCUCAGCCACGGUUCAAUCGGCUGGGAUGUAUUCACCCUCGAGUACAAGCUUCUGGAGCUUCCGCUCGAAAUUCUAAUGAACUACAACAACGCAUCCACACAAUAUUUGCGUCUCUUCCAUUUUUUGUGGAGCUUGCGCCAUUACCAGUACCUUCUUAACGACAACUUUCUAGAAUUUCAGAGCUUGCAGAAAAACGACAUGAAGGCAUUGGCAGUCAGAUCGUCAGAAAGAAGAGGAACGCGAACGCAACAGGAGAAGACUAAUCUAUGGUUUGUGAAAGCCGUGAGGACCAUCAAUUUGGUUCGUAGUCGGUUACAAGCCGUUAUCAGAGUGCUUUUGAAGUACCUCUCGUUCGACUUGAUUGAGGAGAUGUUCCACGAGAAAGUGGUCAAGUCGUUGUUCCGAGCAAAAUCGCUUUUGGGUGCAAAUUUCACCUCCUCGGACAGGGCUACACCACUCCCAAUUCUCAACAGUAGCCUUGCAGAGAAGUUACAAAACAAGUCAUUUCUUCCUGAGCCCUUGGCUGUGCACAACAUGAACGAAUGCACCAUAGACGAUAUUACCAAUAUUCAUGGCAACUACCUAGAGAGCAUUUCUCGAUGCAAGCUACUUAACGAGGAAGUUAAGGGUCGGGUAUCCGGCGAAAGUUUCAUCGACCAGAUAUUCGAGAUUCUCGAGUUGGUCUUUGCAUUUGUUAAAAGCAGCGGAGAAUUUUGUGCUUCCAUGAUCAACUACAUGAACAUUGUCAAUAUCAAUGGUGCACACCUGGAUGCACAAGAGCAAUUCGAUGGAGAUUUGGCACAAUUGCACCAGCGUCUCCGGGCGCUCGUGAAAAUUAUCUACUCAGAUAUCUACACUGGGAAGUUUGUGCCCAGCAUGGACGUUUUCGUCAAGGAUUUACGCAGUGACUUGCAAUUGAAGGAGUUGAGCAAACUUUUUUAG
Molecule: messenger RNA, 2583 nt
Organism: Sungouiella intermedia
Lineage: Eukaryota; Fungi; Ascomycota; Pichiomycetes; Serinales; Metschnikowiaceae
Source: the annotation of a GenBank genome assembly